GGGUGGAAUUUCAACAUGGAGCCCGGGGCAGGUCUGUGAGAGUGGAGUUCCCAAUGGAUAGCUUAAGAAUAACUGCAAGGACUGAAUCGAGGAGUCGCUAACGCAGGAGAAAGUUCAAAACCUAAAUGUUGUGAACUUUUACGGCAUUAAAUAUAUGACCCGUUUGGAAUUUGAACUACAAUCCCAAACUUCAAAGUGCGAGGGAAGUUUAUGCGUUUUGAUUGCUUACUUUGCUGGGAAUUGUUUUUGUUUGACAUCGCUUAAGAUUUAGCUCGCUCGCUAGUUAUACGAAAAGUUGAGCUAAAGUAGGCGUACUAUAAGUUAUUCAGCAGCUUGUUGAAAACUGAUUUUUCUUUACCGUAUACCUGACCUAAAUACUGGGCCGUAACGAGUGGAUUGUGGUUUGUUCAAUGGAUAAACUCGGCAAUCAGAAAGUUUUCUGUCGACUGAGCCUCGAUCAGAUUUCCUGAAGUUACAGUCUUAGCGUGGAAUAACUGCAGCUGUCUCCUUAUGAAAAAGAAAGCAAGAUCCCGACUUCGCUUCACUCGCUGGGCAACAAAGGAAAUGUAACUGGAGUUAAAACUGCAUGUUGUGUUGUGUAACCGUUGUCGCUCCGGCAAGAAGACAUUUAACACUUUUUUACACUCGUGACACACAGUGAGAGCUGUAACGAGAUGCAUUGGUAACGUUAGCUGAAUCCAACCGUUCGGCAAACAAAGAGGAUGUCGAGACGGUCUGUCGGUUUGAUUGACGCCGACCACAUACAACCAAAUCCAUGCAAAAAAUGGGAGAGAAAUGCUACAAUGCGGAGGACGAGGUGGUUGCGAUAUGACUGAAACAAGUGCAUCUUUUUUUCUGAAACAUUGGUUUUAUUUUAACUGGAUUGCCGUAGACCGCCAGGCCAUUGUAAAAUACACCACUUGAAACAUUUUGCGUGCAUUCAUCUUGUUUGGAUUUACAGUUAACCCCUCUUAUGCGCGCGGUUUUAUUUCUAAUUUUAUUAGAGAUGAAGGUCCACGCUGCAUGUGUCUUGCGAGUCACUGCAUUUUUGUUUUUGACGAGCAAUGGCUUGACAAUAUCAUCUGAUUGUAAAACAUCUGAAGAACGUCCACGAAACACUGGGAAAGGCUCCAUUCCUGCAGCGACAUUGGAGAGAGUGGUGUGCAGCAAUAUGGACCUCGAUCAGGUGCUACCUUCAGACUCGUUUCCCAACAGGACAGUGACCCUGAUUUUAAACAACAAUAAAAUUCAAGAGCUGAAGAAUGGCUCCUUUAUUGGCCUCUCUGCACUGGAAAGACUGGACAUUCGGAACAACACCAUCAGUCACGUUGAGCCUGGAGCGUUUUCAGGACUGCUGGCCCUCAAAAGACUAGAUUUAUCGAGUAACCGAAUUGGCUGCCUCAACGGGGAUAUAUUCAAGGGCCUCUCAAAUCUGGUUCGACUGAACCUGUCGGCGAACCUGUUUUCCUCUCUGCCCCAGGGGACCUUCGACGGUCUCGUCUCUCUUAAGACACUGGAGUUCCAGACGCCCUACCUGCUGUGCGACUGUAACCUGAGGUGGCUCCUGCGCUGGAUUAAGGAGAAGGGCGUGGGCGUGAAGGACACCCGCUGCUCGUACCCGCGCUCCCUGCAGGGCCAGCUCGUCACCUCCCUCAAACCGGAGCUCCUCACCUGCGACGCCCCGCUGGAGCUGCCGUCCUUCCAGAUGACGCCGUCGCAGCGGCAGAUCGUGUUCCGCGGCGACAGCCUGCCCUUCCAGUGCAUGGCGUCCUACGUGGACGAGGACAUGCAGGUGCUGUGGUACCAGGACGGCCGGAUGGUGGAGCCCGACGCCGCGCAGGGCAUCGUCAUCGAGAAGAGCACGGUCCAGAACUGCUCGCUCAUCGCUAGCGCCCUCACCAUAUCCAACAUCCAGCCGGGCUCCACGGGGAACUGGGAGUGUCGCGUGCGGACCAGCCGAGGGAACAACACCCGCACCGUCCACAUCGUGGUGCUGGAGAGCUCCGCCAAAUACUGCCCCCCGGAGAGGGUGUCCAACAACAAGGGGGAGUUCCGGUGGCCGCGCACCCUGGCGGGCAUCACCGCCUACCUGGCCUGCAACCGGCUGGCCUCGGGCACCAGCAUCUACUCGGGCUCCGCCGCCGACGACCGCCGGGCCUGGCGCAGGUGCGACCGCGGCGGCUUCUGGGCCGAGGAGGACUACUCCCGCUGCCAGUACCAGAAAGACGUCACGCGGGUGCUCUACAUCAUCAACCAGAUGCCUCUGAACCUGACCAACGCAGUGACCACCGCCCGGCAGCUUCUGGUCUACACCAUGGAGGCUGCCAACUUCUCCGACAAGAUGGACGUCAUCUUCGUGGCUCAGAUGAUCGAGAAGUUCGGGAAGUUUGCGGAGAAGUACAAAGAGCUGGGGGACGUGAUGGUGGACAUCUCCAGUAACCUGAUGCUGGCGGAUGAGCGGGUGCUGUGGAUGGCCCAGCGGGAGGCGCGGGCGUGCUCCCGCAUCGUGGAGUGCCUGCAGAGGAUCGCCAGCCACCGGCUCGCCAGCGGAGCGCAGGCCUACUCCACUAACUCUCCCAACAUCGCCCUGGAGGCCCACACCAUCAAAGCCAGCAGCUUCAACGGGAUGACCUGCACGCUGUUCCAGAAGCUGACCCCCGAGCGCUCGGGCAUCAGGGAGCUGUCCGGCCGGGACCCCGACAUGAACCUGGACAAGCAGCUGAGCUUCAAGUGCAACGUCACCAGCACCCUAUCCAGCUUGGCUCUCAAAAACACCAUCGUUGAGGCUUCGCUGCAGCUGCCCGCCUCGCUCUUCUCCCAGCUGUCUGGCCAAGCCGAGGAGACCUACAAGCUCCACCUGCUGGCCUUCAGGAACGGCAAGCUCUUCCCCGCCACCGGCAACUCCAGCCAGCUCGCUGACCAGGGCAAGAGGCGGAGCGUUGCCACCCCCGUCAUCCUCACCAAGAUCGAGGGCUACCCCCUGAGGAACCUGCGCAGCCCGGUGAACGCCACGCUGCGGCGGUUCGCGCACGGCGCCGACCCCGUGGCGGCCUACUGGAACUUCAGCCUGCUGGGCGGGCAGGGCGGCUGGGAGUCGGACGGCUGCCGAAUCCUCCACUCGGACGACAACUUCACCACCAUCUCCUGCAACUCGCUCAACAACUACGGAGUGCUGAUGGACUUGAGCGGAGGGGAGUACUUCCACCACAGCGCCGACCUCCUUCACCCAGUCAUCUACGCCACCGCUAUCAUCCUGCUCCUGUGUCUGCUGGCUAUUAUCGUGAGCUACAUCUACCACCACAGGUCUGUCCGGAUCAGCCGUAAGUGCUGGCACAUGCUGAUCAACCUGUGCUUCCACAUCUUCCUCACCUGCGCCGUGUUCGUCGGGGGCAUCACCCAGACCCGUCACGCCAGCGUUUGCCAGGCUGUGGGCAUCGUGCUGCACUACUCCACUCUGGCCACCGUGCUGUGGGCGGGAGUGACGGCACGCAACAUCUACAAGCAGGUCACCCGCAAGGCCAAGCGCUACGAAGAGCUGGACGAGCCGCCUCCCCCGCCCAGGCCCAUGCUGAGGUUCUACUUAAUAGGCGGAGGAAUACCCAUCAUUGUGUGUGGUAUAACUGCAGCAGCUAACAUCAAGAACUACGGAAGCCGUGUUAAUGCGCCUUUCUGCUGGAUGGGGUGGGAGCCCAGCCUGGGGGCCUUCUACGGGCCGGCGACCUUCAUCAUCUUCGUCAACUGCAUGUACUUCCUGAGCGUGGCGGUCCAGCUGCGGCGGCACCCCGAGCGGCGGUUCGAGCUGAAGGAGCCGCCCGAGGAGCAGCAGCGCCUGGCGGGCAGCGAGCAGGGCGAGGGCCCCGCCCACGACUCCGCCUCCGUCUCCCAGGGCAACUUCUCGGCCGUGUCGCUGUCGGCGCUGGAGAACGAGCACACCUUCGCGGCGCAGCUGCUGGGCGUGGGCCUGGCCCUGCUGCUCUUCGUGGCGCUCUGGGUGUUCGGGGCCCUGUCCGUGUCCCAGGAGUACCCCGUGGACCUGGUGUUCAGCUGCCUGUUCGGGGUGGUGGCCCUGGGCCUGGGGGCCUUCCUGGUGGUGCACCACUGCGUCAACAGGGACGACAUGCGGCGCUACUGGGUGUCGGCCUGUUGCCCGGGGCGACGGGACUACUCGGUGCAGGUGAACGCGCCUCCGGCGGGCUCCGGCCCGGGGAACGAGGAGGCGGCGGCCAAGUGCCCCAACGGCAGCGCGGAGUCCUCCUGCACCAAUAAGAGCGCCUCCAGCGUCAAGAACUCCUCCCAGGGCUGCAAGCUGACCAACCUGCAGGCUGAGGCCGCUCAGUGCAAGCCCCCGGCCGUCCCCGCCCCCGCCCCCAGCAACGGCGCCGCCCUGCUGGACAACAGCCUGACGGAGCACUCUGUGGACAACGAGAUAAAGAUGCACGUGUCGCCCAUCGAGGUGCAGUUCCGGCCCAACGGGCACCCCGGGCGGCACCACAAGAACCGGACGCGGGCCCACCGGGCCAGCCGGCUGACGGUGCUGCGGGAGUACGCCUACGACGUGCCCACCAGCGUGGAGGGCAGCGUGCAGAGCGGCCCGCACCGCAGUCGCCACGGCAGCCACGAGGGCCACGCCCGCAGCCGGCGCGCCGCCUACCUGGCCUACAGGGAGCGCCACCAGAGCCACGUCCAGCAGGACAGCAGCGACGCCAGCGCCUCCCUGCCCCGCCGCGGCCGGAGCGGGGACAGGGGGGGCGGGGCCGGGGGCGGGGCCGGCUGGGAGGCCGCCGCCUCCCCCGGGGGCGGAGCCGAGGCGCCCAGCGGAGGCGCGUCCAACACGAGCAAAGACAGCUUAAAGCAGUCCAUCACCGUGGACCUGGAGGCGCAGCCCAAGUCGUACGGCCUGAAUCUGGCCAAUCAGAACGGGCAGCUCAAAGACAGCAGGCAGAGCGCGGCUUUGCUCGGCUCAGAUAACACUGGCAACAUUAAGACUGGCUUAUGGAAACAUGAAACUACCGUGUAGCGAUUGUUCCUCCCUGAAAUGAACGCACCCAGCGUGCUUCUUUUCAUGAACUGUGAAUCUUGUUUGUUUUAUUUUAUUUCAUUUAAAUUUAUUUUAUUUUAUUUUAUUUCAGACACCAGAGACAAUUUUAAAAAGCUUUAACAAAAAGUUUUUUUGGAAAUGUUUUUUAAAAAAUGACUGAAAGACCACAAUAAUUGUGUAUGUGAAACUGAGUGAAGAUUUUGUGAAGAGCCCCAGGGAUUGUAAGAGGACGCAGCUUUUACCGUUUUGUAAAUGAUCUAUUUUUAUAUACUUUUAGCCCUGUCGAUCAUGAAUUUUGUAUGUGAAACUGCAUGGCCUGUGCUGUUGCCCUGCGCAUAUAUAAUGGGCUGGAUCAUUUUUAUUUUCUAGAUCUUGAAUUUUGUUUUUACGUAAUAAACGAAAUGUGUCUAAUUG
Messenger RNA from Anguilla anguilla (European eel), 5452 nucleotides. RefSeq names its product adhesion G protein-coupled receptor A3 (gene adgra3). The transcript is spliced from 19 exons. Gene Ontology annotation, molecular function: protein binding; G protein-coupled receptor activity. Gene Ontology annotation, cellular component: plasma membrane; external side of plasma membrane. Bases 974 to 5017 code for a protein of 1347 amino acids. The record is from RefSeq and is a predicted model, not a curated record. NCBI's taxonomy places the organism in Eukaryota, Metazoa, Chordata, Actinopteri, Anguilliformes, Anguillidae. Gene Ontology annotation, biological process: G protein-coupled receptor signaling pathway; cell surface receptor signaling pathway.